AUGUCUUCGAGUCACCAGGGCCCCAACGCCCUCAGCCGGCCCAGGUCGAGAGAUUCACACGCCACCCUGGGCCAGUUCUCCUUCACGCCGGCCACCAGGACCACGGUCGUCACCACCACAUACACCACCACCACCACGCUCGCUCCCAUGCGUAUCAACGCCAAGAGCCUGUCGGAGCGAGACCCCAAAGAAUACCCACUGGCACAGGUCAGAGCACCGGACUCGAUACGGAAGAUCUACUUUGACGCUGGCGGCGAACUCGGAUGUUUUGAGGAGGCGGACGACGCGUCCAAGAAAGCACAAGAGCACACUCUUCUCCAAGAAAACCUGCGAGCCUCGAAUGGCAAGAUGCGCAGGAUCGACACCUUCAAAGGUCCCCCGACGUUCGCCUCCCCAAGCCGCACGACGCGUCUCAGCACGAACCCUCAGCCUCCAGCGCUACGAUCAGCAUCCGGCCGCCGGAAACGAGACAUGACAGACGAUUCCCCUCCCCCUCCAUCGAUACGAGAGGCGGCCGAGAUGGCCAGCCUACAACGACGCAGCAAGAAACCGCGAGUAGCAGCACGAGACGAAGGCACUGCGCGCAUGGGUAUCACCCCUGAUGACAUGGAAGACCUCGUUCCAGCCACGCCUGAGACAGAGCUGGAAGGAUCACGAGCUGCGAAGACACUAGAUGCACUGAGGCAGCUGCGAGAGUCGACCGCCGGCCCUUCGCACACCGAUGCCACCUCGUUCGACAGCCAAGAGCCUUCGCAGCCACAAUCCUUCUCCACAGGCGUAAUCGACGGUCCGGGUGCAGCGGCAACGCCUCCAAUCGCGGAAUCUGAUAUGGAGCCAAACUUCCCCAUGGCACGGCCCCCACCUAUGCAUCUGGAUAUCGCAGCUGCACAGGAUGCGAGCCUACCCAGUCCGAGUUUGUCACCCACCACGUAUGCUGCCAACGCUCAACAGAGUCUCGCUGGAGCGUCGUCACUAGGCAUGGCUGCCGACUACGAAUCGAACGAUGUCUCUUCGCUGGACCUUUCGCAAACGCAGCGCGCAGAGGGAAUGAGAGACACGAGCCCCAACCCUCAGCUACUGACACCAACCGUCACAGGCAUUCCGAGCAUGCUAGAUACGUUCGACGCGCUCCCCGAAGAGAUGAAAGAUUACGUCAUGUACCAAAUGCUGCGUCGAUGCAAAAAGUCCACACUUCACUUCGUUGCUGACGUGGUCAACCCAGCUCUGAAGCGCGACUUCAUUGCUUCGCUGCCCACCGAACUUGGGCUUGAGAUCAUAGGUUACCUGGAUGUCAAGAGCAUGUGCAGUGCGGCGCAGGUCUCGAAACACUGGCGGAAGCUCAUCGACACUCACGAGACAGCCUGGAAGGACCUCCUGGAGAAGGAUGGCUUUGUUUUGCCAUCAGGAGAGCUGGAGCGCGCAGUCCAGGAAGGAUGGGGAUGGCAAUUCUCAGAGUCCCCCGAGAGUUACGAACGCGACUUGCGAGGGAUGUCUGUUGCCUCUCGAUCAGACAACGAACACGCCACUGGUUCUGGAUCUAGCACGACCGCUGACCACGAAGGUGCCAUUACCCGAUCCUCGUCUACACGCCAGAAGAGGAAAGCCAUCGGCAGGCAUGGUAGUUCAAAGAAACAGCGCAAGAAGGGCUUGACGUCAACCAAGAUGCCAUUCAUGUCCUGCAUGUUACCCAACGAGCUGCGCGAUGGGCCCAACGCCUUCGCCAAACGGGCACAGGCCGCGAUCCCCGAUCCCAACUUUGGAAUCCCAGGUCUACGCAACAUGCACCUCUACAAGUCUCUAUAUCAGCGACACCACCUCAUUCGCCGGAGCUGGAUGGCCGACGAUACCAAGCCAAGGCACAUUGCAUUCCGCGCACACCAGCGUCACGUUGUAACCUGUCUCCAGUUCGACACCGACAAGAUCUUGACCGGUAGCGACGAUACUAACAUCAACGUCUACGAUACCAAGACUGGGGCCCUGCGCAGUCGCCUCGAGGGACACGAGGGUGGUGUCUGGGCCCUCCAGUACGAAGGGAACACCCUGGUGUCAGGCUCUACAGAUCGUUCGGUGCGAGUCUGGGAUAUUGAGAAGGGAAAGUGCACACAAGUCUUCCAGGGCCACACCUCAACGGUUCGUUGCCUUGUUAUAUUGAAGCCGACCAAAGUCGGCGAAACCCUGGAUGGACGGCCGAUCAUGAUGCCCAAGGAAGAGAUGAUCAUCACAGGUUCCCGAGAUUCCACGCUCCGGGUGUGGAAGCUUCCGAAGCCGGGCGAUCGAAGUAUCAUGCAGACUGGAUCGUCUGCAGCCAACGAUCUCGACAACCCCUACUUCGUUCGCGCUCUGACCGGCCACCAUCACUCCGUUCGUGCGAUAGCAGCUCACGGCGACACCCUCGUUAGUGGCAGUUACGACUGCAGUGUUCGCGUGUGGAAAGUGUCAACGGGCGAGACCGUCCAGCGCUUGCAGGGCCAUGCGCAGAAGGUCUACAGCGUGGUUCUAGACCACGAUCGCAAUCGCUGCAUCAGUGGUUCGAUGGAUAACAUGGUCAAGGUCUGGUCUCUUGAGACUGGCCAGUGUAUCUUCACGCUAGAGGGACAUACUUCACUCGUCGGCCUCUUGGAUCUCAGUCAUGAACGUCUUGUAUCGGCCGCGGCGGACAGCACUUUACGCAUCUGGGAUCCUGAGAAUGGACAGUGUAAGAGCAGGCUGUGUGCGCACACAGGAGCCAUUACCUGCUUCCAGCAUGACGGGCAAAAGGUCAUUUCGGGCUCAGAUCGCACCCUCAAGAUGUGGAAUGUCAAGACCGGCGAGUUUGUCAAGGACCUCUUGACGGACCUCAGCGGUGUCUGGCAGGUCAAGUUCAACGAACGUCGAUGCGUCGCAGCCGUGCAGCGGAACAGCCUGACGUAUAUCGAGGUCUUAGACUUCGGUGCCUCACGAGACGGCGUCACUCUCGACCAACGAGGGCGCAGAAUUGUAGUCAACCGGAAUGGCCAGGAAGUCGAGGACAUUUCAGAUACUGAUAUGGUCGAUGCAAUCGAUCAACCCUAG
Messenger RNA from Ascochyta rabiei, 3051 nucleotides. RefSeq names its product SCF ubiquitin ligase complex subunit cdc4. The transcript has 3 exons. Gene Ontology annotation, molecular function: protein binding. The coding region runs from base 1 to 3051 and encodes 1016 amino acids. Lineage: Eukaryota; Fungi; Ascomycota; Dothideomycetes; Pleosporales; Didymellaceae. The record is from RefSeq and is a predicted model, not a curated record.